UUAAGCUUUUCAAGUGUUUGUUUCCGAUUUACAAAAAUCCAAGUCAUAAUGUCUGCCAAGAUUUUGUCUGUUGCUUUGUUGGUGGCAUGCUUCGGAGCCAUCGCUGCCCAGCAAUACUACCAGCAGGGUCAUCACGAGGAGGAACACCACGCACCUGCCCACUACGAGUACGCGUACGACGUCCACGAUGACCACACCGGAGACGUGCACGGCCAGAAGGAGUCCCGAAAGGAUCACACCACCCAGGGCGAAUACUACCUGAUCGAUGCCGAUGGCCACAAGCGCACUGUGACGUACCACGUCGAUGGCAAGAGCGGAUUCAUCGCCCAGGUCCACCGGGAACCGAUCAAGGGAUACCAGGCACCGCAGCCACAGGUGCACAAGGUGCUGGCCGUCCCGGUGCAGAAGGCGUACUAUCACCAUUAGAGUUGUUAUUAAAUACUAGUCCAAUUGUAGAAUAAUAAAGUGAAUGAAGCAUGUUUUACACUAAA
This is a messenger RNA of Culex quinquefasciatus (southern house mosquito), 491 nucleotides long. Its product is annotated as larval cuticle protein A2B. NCBI's taxonomy places the organism in Eukaryota, Metazoa, Arthropoda, Insecta, Diptera, Culicidae. Gene Ontology annotation, cellular component: extracellular matrix. Bases 49 to 426 code for a protein of 125 amino acids. The record is from RefSeq and is a predicted model, not a curated record. The transcript has 2 exons.